Xyrichtys novacula (pearly razorfish) is the source of this 6678-nucleotide messenger RNA. The record is from the annotation of a GenBank genome assembly. Lineage: Eukaryota; Metazoa; Chordata; Actinopteri; Labriformes; Labridae.
AUGGCAGCACAAAAACCUACAGGUUUACUUAUUCUUCAUGUUGUUGUCCUUCUCUGUGGUUCCAGCCUGAGCUUGGUGAGAAGUUGAAUAAUUUUGAUAACUCUUUCAGUUUAGUUUUUUUAUUUGUAGAUUAAUUAUUUCUACAUUUCUCCUCUUUUUUUGUUCAGCCCACAGCAAAAUUAUCAGGUUUGUGUUUGUUUUUCUCUAGCAAGACAUGGAAUUAUCUUAUCUAUUUAUGCUUUUGUUGACUAGAUUUUAAUUCUCUUUAUUUUCUAUUUAUAAAUACUUGGCAGACUAUGAUGUAGACGGUGGACGAGACCUUGACAUCUUUGACAUCAAUGAAGGUAUAUACAAAGAAGGUCUGCUCCUCAAGCUUAUAGAUUAUUGUUAAGAGAUGUUUAAAAACUUAUUUUCCUCAUGCUUGGUCUCCACAGAGGCAGGGCUGGAUCUCGUAGAGGGAGAUAUUGUGCUCGAUGAGGUAUACCUGUUGUAAUUUUACUUGUAAAACUGAGCGUUGUGGAGUAAAGUAAAGCCUCGAUGCAUGUGUUUUUUGUAUUUUUGAUGGUUGCUUCUAUUCCCACAGAGGCAACCCCGUAAUUCAAUCAUAGGGGACGAGUACAGGUGGCCCAAGACGAUCCCAUAUUAUAUGGAAGAUGACUUAGGUAAGAGUGUCUCUUAAGUAUAAGAUGGCUAACAUGUGAUUUCAGUCUUUCAACUCUAACUGCCUAACACCAUCUUCACCAAUAUCUUUCCUUCACCAUCAAAACCAUGUAUUUUAAUACAUUGCUCACAUGUUAUCGCAGUUAUACUAAUAUGUAAUUCUAUAAUACUUCCAUUCGAUACCUGUCUACCUGGUGGAGACACUGGUAUAGAUGUCUUUUACAACGCGAAUGUGUUAUUUUAUUAAGUGUUGUGUUUGUUUCUGUUUGUACUUCUACUUAUUGCUUCAGGUCUGUCAAUAAAGUAUCUCUCUCUCUUUAUAAUGAUGUAAAACGGACAGGAAUCAUUUUGUAUUUUGAAGUAUUUUUUUCUUAAAGGCACUGUAAGGAGUUUUUAGCUGAUGCUGAAAUAAUGUCAAUCUUGUUCUGAUGCUUCUUCACGACACGUUGUGUAAAUUAAAAUGAUUGGCUACAAUAUUAUUUAUCGAUUUAACCUUAAUUUUAGUGCAUGUGUCCAGAUCAUAUUUUCUGCAAAAAAGUCGAAUUAUUUUUCAACAUUCACCUGAAAGUAACUGUGUUUGGUUGGCAAGCAGGGAAGGUCUUGUUUUCUUUAGAUUUUUGUCUUUUUGCAAUUGUUCUCAUUGCUGACACUGGAGCUGGAUUGGCAAAAAGCACUUUCUUUGGUUUAAGUAUUGCUUGUAACAGAGACACUUUACAAUCAGGGUUUGGCUGGGCAAAAGAGCAAUGUAGCUAAAUAAAGGAUUUUAUGGAUUUAUGGGUUAUGGCGGUGACUUUAGCAAACUAACAAGCUGUGAUUCAUCAGAGUUUGAUAAUCAAACAAAGCUACAAAUCAAUAUACUGCCUCCUCAUUCAGCUUCCAACAAAAAGUUAGUGGGAAAAAUAGCGUUAAAAAGAAAAAUGGGUUUUCCCUUCAUUUGCUUCAACAACAAAUUACAAUGGAUGGUGGUGCUCAUGGGAAAUGAAGUCUUCAUUUAAGAAAAAGUCCAUCUAUUUAGUUCAAGGAGUCACUAAUUCAUCACAAAAUGAAGUUUCUUUACUGUUCCUUUAAAUACAGCAGGUAAACGUUGAUAAGACUUGCCUUAUAUGUUUUGUGAUUAUACAAUUUUCAAGUUUGGUGCAUUUAAAAUGUGAACCUUGUGGGUGAGUUUUCAACCUAACCAUGCUUAAAUAACUCAACAGAGGCCUUUUAUCAACUUUCCCUCUGUGAUAUCAAAAAUGAAAGGGAAUUUUGAAUAGACAUGAUCAACUCUAAGAACUAAAUUUGCUUCUUUUCUGCAGAGAUUAAUGCGAAAGGUGUAAUACUAAAGGCCUUUGAGCAAUAUCGUCUCAAGAGCUGCAUCGACUUCAAGCCAUGGAAUGGAGAAGCAAACUACAUUUCUAUCUUCAAAGGAGGCGGGUGAGACAAAAAAUAGACUUUCAUGGUUCACGAAUGGAAUUAUAAGCUGUACUGUGUUAGAAAUGAAUGUGAAUGAAUUAUGCAAACUACAAAGAAAGUAAGUCAGUACAUAGAUUUCUCUUUGCAUUUCAUGCUUAUCAAAGCCUUGUUUUUCUUCUCCUACAAGAUGUUUCUCCUCCGUUGGAAACAGAAAAGUAGGGAAGCAGAGGUUGUCGAUUGGGACCAACUGUGAUCGCAUCGCCACCAUUGAACAUGAGUUUCUUCAUGCUUUGGGUUUCUGGCAUGAGCAGUCCAGAUCAGACCGUGAUGAUUACGUCAGAAUCAUGUGGGACCGCAUCUCAGCUGGUACUGAACUUCUUACUGUUGGACUUUAAUUAAUUGAAACAUGGCUCAUUCAUGUUCCUACAUUUGAUCCAUCGCUUUAUAGCAUGCUUACGUCAUGGCUUCCAUUUACAUGCGUGAGUUUAUAGGCUAUAGCAACAGCAUUUACAAAAUAACAUUUAAAUAAGCUUUGACAAAAUUCCCAUUCUUACAUCUUAUGUUUGGAGGUUUGUGAGCACUUUGAGCAGCAGUGGAUUUAUUGCUUGUGUGAUACGCAUGUGUUGUUUGUUUAUAAUCUUAGCCAGAUAGGAAGAGCCACUUCAAGCACAUCGAAUGUCAGACUUUGUGUCAUAGCUGUGUUGACCUACGUGUCUCAAACCAUUCAUUUAAAAACCUAUUUGAUUGCAUUUGACUUGACUUAUAUUCUUGUUGAUUGAUGUGUGGGUGCAUUUAUGCUGAAGUCAAAACUGAUGCCUCCAUAUGACCUAUGAGAGUAAAUAGGACCAUCAGCAUUAAGUUUUAUAUAAUAUUUAUAUAAACAAUGAGAUUUUUUAUUAGAUAACAUUUACUAACUCUUGCAGAAAUCAAAGUAGGGUCUUGUUUACAAGCGGGGCCAAAACCAAAAGUUUCUUACAGGAGCUUUAAUCUCAUACAUGGUCCCUAACUUCCCUGUUUCUUGUCUAGGUAAAGAGCACAACUUCAACACCUAUGAUGACACCACUUCCAGCUCUUUGGGUGUACCCUAUGACUAUGGGUCCAUGAUGCACUACAGUAAGAACGCCUUCCGCAACGGCACAGAGCCCACCAUCGUCACCAAGAUCCCUGCUUUCAGUGACGUCAUAGGCCAACGAAUGGAGUUCAGUGACAGUGACCUGCUCAAGCUACAUCGCCUCUAUAACUGCAGUAAGAGUCAACAACCCACACCCAAAUAUUGUCUUUAUCAGUGCGAGAGGUGCUUUGUCAGCGAGCAUUAUCCACGUUAAGCCCUCAUAUUCAUUAGUGUGUUGAUAUCUACAGUCCAGUAGUUGGUUUAUCUCCUGAAUUUCUGUCACAUGGAAAUGCAGAUAAGGAAAGCUUCCUCUGUUUAUAGCAGUGCAAGGUCCAGUGUGUCUGUUUAUGUGUUUAUGAGAUGUCUUGUAGCCCAGGGCUCCACUUUCCUGGACUCAUGUGACUUUGAACGAGAAAACAUCUGUGGUAUGGUCCAGGGACCGGUGGACAAGGCAGACUGGGUCAGGGUUGACAAAGCAGCAGGAGGGCCGGACACAGACUACUCCAACAUGGGAAAAUGCACAGGUGAGGAUCAGGGGUGGAAAUAAAAACAUGGCUCUGGUGGCGUCUGAGUUGUGAAGUUGCUUAUUAUAAUGUUACAUUUCUGGUCUUUAGGCUCAGGGUAUUUCAUGCACUUCAACACUGGUGCAGCUAAUAAUGGUGACACAGCCCUUCUGGAAAGCAGGUUACUUUACCCCAAAAGAGGAUAUCAGUGUCUGCAGUUCUUCUACUACAACAGUGCAGGCUCCAGCGACACACUGAAGAUCCAUGUCAGAGAGUAUGACAGUGCCAAUCCCAACGGGACACUGCGCUUUAUUAAGACCAUUGAUGGUGACUCAUUACAUUUACUCUCAACCAGUUUUUUUAAUGAUUGAGUUAUGCAGGAACUUCCUGUCUGAUCGUUGCAUGUUUUGACUCGUGUUGUAACAGGACCUCCUCAGGAUCUUUGGCAGCUGCACCAUGUGAGUUUAGACGUCAAAAAGAAGUUCCGUGUCGUCUUUGAGGGGACAAAAGCGGCUGCUGGGCCUUCAUCAGGUGGACUGUCUUUGGAUGACAUCAACAUCUCUGAGACCACCUGCCCAGAGUUUAUAUGGCGUGUGAAAAACUUCAGCAAUGUAAUGGACACCACCCCUGAGGACACAGCUAUCUACAGCCCAACCUUUAAGUCGAAGGAGGGUUACAGCUUCCAGAUGGAGCUGUACCCAAAUGGGAAGGAAGGUUAUUCCGGUGAACUGUCCGCCUAUGCUCAUCUGGUGGCUCGGGAAGGGGACACUGGUCAGAAAUGGCCCUGCCCUUGGAAACAGAUGACCAUGAUGCUAAUGGAUCAACACCCGCAUAUACAGAAGCGAAUGUCAAACCAGCGCAGUGUGACCACUGACCCCAACAUGAAGGCAGCAGGUGAGGCUAACAUUCAGUGUCUAAAUCAGGAGGAAUUUAAGUAACUCUAACUGUGCAACACUGAUUUUUGCUUUUGCUCACAUCCAAACAGGUUCUGACAAGUUUUUCUGGGAUAAUCCUCGCGACGUGGGUGUCGAGGUCACAGACUCAGAUGGGUCCAAGUAUUUCAGAGGACCAGGUGCCGGGACUCCAGUGUAUCUCACUCACCUCAGAGCCAAAAGCAGGGACUUUAUCAAGGGAGGAGAUGCCAUCUUUCUGCUCACCAUGGAGGGUAAAGAAACAGAUUCAGCAUCAGCUCAACAGAAUUUGAUGUAUAAUGUUGUUUUUGCAGAUAUUAAAGAUAGAAGUUUUGCCUUAAAGCUUUAUACUACUUUAUAAGUAUGCUACAAACUCAUCUCCAACACCAUGUCUGCCAGUAAAGCAUGAUUGGUCCCAUAAUACCUGUACUCACUCAUCAGAUCACUAUCAAUCACUGCCUGUUCAGUACAUGCUCACUACUCGUCAGUUGUUUUCCCUCCAACUGGAUUCGAUUAACCCCUAUCCUUUUUGCCUCCCAGAUGUGUCUCAUCUGACAGUGACACAACCACUGCCUCCCACAACCUCACCAACAACCCCAACAUCACCAACAUCACCAACAUCACCACCUGACGUCUGCCUUAAUGUGGAGUGUCUGAAUGAAGGGAUCUGUAUGGAGGAUGAAGGGAAGGCUGCUUGCAGGUAUGUGAUCUCUGAUUGGACGUUUCCAGCCUGUGAGGCUCAAAAAGCAAUACAUAUUUUCACAAUCAGCUGGUGGGAAUUGUUCCUGUGCAUGAAGAGUUAAUCCUCCUGUUAUCACCUGAUUUGGGGGAUCUAAUUGACAAACCUCAACUCUUGGUUUAGAGGUUGUGACCUUGCCCUGUAGAGCACAAAUGCAAACAUCAAGCUGAGUGGGAGGCCUGUGUUGGCAUUGUUAGCAUAGCGUGUUACCGCUCUGUAUGAAGGCCUUUGACAGAGCAUCGAUCUGUCUGUUUAUUUAGAUAAAUAAGUUCCAAUCCAUUCGCCAUCCUCACAUUCCAUGCCUGGACCGGCGAUCUCCAGUGACUGGAUCUGUCUCUCCCACUUUAUGCAAAUCAACUCUAUUCAAGGGCUCUGUCUGUUAGAAAAAAAACAGGCUCCAUGUGACGGUUGCUGUGGAUACAUGGGAAAGUGUGCGGUCCAUAAUGGGGCCCAGCACACAUGAGAGUACACGCUACCAGACCAGUGUGGGCAAAUGCCUUUCAGACCACCUCAGUAUGUGGACCAAGUGAUCAGAUCUUAGCACACAUUGAUGACUUUGAAGUGGUUUUGCCAGAUCCAGUUAUGCUUGGUGUAGACAAAUCUUCAAAUCACUACCUUUGAAAAACACAAAUUAACACAAACUUCUCAGAUCCUCAUACAAACCAUUCUAUUUUAAUUGGGGUCUCAUUUUUUUGCUUAAAUCUACUUUUUAGUGACCCUUGACCCUGUAGUACUGUGCAGGUUACAUCUGCUAUCUGUUAACAGAGCCAGGCUAGAUGUUGUCCCUUGUUCCCAGACUUUGCGCUUACCUAAGCUGACCACCUGUUGGUUGUAACAGCAAUAGGAGUGUUUAUAUUCUCUUAGAAAGAAAGUAGGUGCGUUUCCAAAAUGUAGAACUGUUUCUUAAAGCUCACUCUUUGAAAAAAUGUUAGGAAUAUUGUUUUUGUCAGUGGGUUUAUGAAACAUUUGAUCCUGAGAAUUAAAAUUUAACAGUUCAGUAGUAAAUUUAUUUUUCAUUUCAUCCUCUUCAUGAUUACUUUUGAUAACUUUGCAUCACCUUUAACACCAUUUAAAGGGAUAACCUCCUAUUUAUCGUCUACCUUGCCUCCUAUUUUUCCCUCUCUCUCUCUCUGCAGGUGUGCAGUGGGAGAUGACUGGUGGUACUAUGGGGACAGCUGUCAGUACAAGGGCACCAGCAAGGAUAAAACCACCUUGGCUCUUGCCUCCUCUCUGUCUGUACUUGCAGCAAUGCUGCUGAUCACAGUGGUCAGUGUCAUCUGUGUGAAGAAGAAAUAUCAGAAGAAAAGCAAAAGCGACAGAUUCGAGAGGUCAAAUGAGAUGACCAGUGAGAGGUUGUAG